Messenger RNA from Thlaspi arvense, 1203 nucleotides. Lineage: Eukaryota; Viridiplantae; Streptophyta; Magnoliopsida; Brassicales; Brassicaceae. The record is from the annotation of a GenBank genome assembly.
CAUCAAAUCACAGCUCAACAUUCUAAAACACUGACAGAGAGAGAGAUGGAUAUUUUUUUUCUAGAUUCCGUUUGCCAAGAGGAAGAAGAAGACAAGUUCUGGGAUCUGAUCGCCGGUGACAUCUCCGGUGACGGUGAAAAAACAGUAAGUGUACUAAACAGAAGUGCCUUUAGGUCAUACGCGAGAGAUACGGAACAGAGGAGGAUGUCGUCUUUAUCGCCGGUGAACGUAAAGAGGAGAAUGGUGAAUCUGUUGAGGAAGAAUUGGGAGGAGAGGAAAAAUGCGGCAGCGCCGGAGAAGGAGAGAUGCCGACGACAUAUGAUGAAAGAGAGAACGAGAAGAGAGAAACAAAAACAGAGUUACUUAGCUCUCCAUUCUCUGCUACCAUUUGCCACUAAGAAUGACAAAAAUUCGAUUGUUGAAAAGGCUGUAGAUCAGAUUGUGAAAUUAGAAAGAUUAAAGAACGAAUUAGAGAAAAGAAUGAAUGUGUUAGAGGAAAAAUUAGCAAAAAAUGAUGAUGGAAUGAGUGGAACAAAGGUUAGGUUUAAUCUUCAAGAACCUUUUUCUGGGAUGGAUUCAAUGGUAGAAGUCCUUCAAUGUCUUAAAUCAAUGGGGACAAAACUCAAAACGGUCCAGGCCACUUUCUCUCCUCACGAAUUCACUGCUACCAUGAACAUCGAGACUCAGAUAAGAAGAGAAGAGGUGGAAAAAAGAGUGGAGAGAAGACUUCAGGAAACUGAAUGGAAACUACUCUUUCUCCCAGAAGCUUCGUUUGUCAAAGACUAUUAAGCUCAUUUGUGUUGAUUUUUUUUGUCUUUAUUUGUAGAUUUUGUUUUUUUGUCUACUAUUUGUAGAUCUUUAAAUUAACUGAGCUCUGCUUUGUUGAUUUAAAAAAAAAAAGUAAAUACAAUUGGGGCUUGGGCAUCACUUUUGAGUUUGGUCUCUACGGUAUGAUACAGUCUGAAUCAGUUAGAUAAAGUAUAUGGAAAUUUCUCUACGGUAUAAUACAGUCUGAAUCAGUGGGCAUUAUCAUCUAAAUGAGAUGUUAUAUAAUAAUAAUUUUAAAAUAUAAGAAAUAGUGUAUUACUGCACACUGCAGAGUACAAAUACCAUUUUUAACUAUAAUGUUUUUCUCCAACUUUUUUUUAUUUUAUUUUUUUAAAAAGGGUGUUUUUCUCCAACUUAAUAAUAUACGAAUGUUAC